AUGGUCAAAGCACCAGCUGCCGCAGCGGCGGCCGCCGGGCCAGGCAUCUACAGUGCUACUUAUAGCGGUAUCCCCGUGUACGAGUAUCAGUUCGGCGCCGACCUUAAAGAGCAUGUCAUGCGCCGCAGACACGAUGACUGGAUCAACGCAACGCACAUUCUCAAGGCUGCCGGGUUUGAUAAGCCAGCCCGGACGCGGAUUCUCGAGCGCGAGGUCCAGAAGGAGACCCACGAGAAGAUUCAGGGUGGUUAUGGCAAAUAUCAGGGCACCUGGAUCCCCCUGAAAAUGGGAGAGGCUCUCGCCCAGCGCAACAGCGUCUACGACCGCCUGCGGCCCAUCUUCGAGUUUGUUCCGGGGAACGAGAGCCCUCCGCCGGCUCCACGACACACCAGCAAACCCAAAGCCCCGAAGCGCCCUGCCGUUCCCAAAUGGAGCAAUCCCCCUAUCGCCGAAGACUUUGACAGCACCGACCUUGCCAUGAACGAAGACGACACCCCCGACAACUUGACCGUCGCAUCAGCUUCGUAUGCCGCAGAAGAUGACAGGCCAGACAUGUCGCAUUUCUCAACAGGUCACCGCAAGAGGAAACGAGAGGACUUGAUCCACGACAUGACCCAGACCCACCACUCUGUGUACGGAGACGAGCUCUUGGAUUACUUCUUGCUGUCUAGGAACGAGCAACCCGCAAUCCGGCCAGAUCCGCCGACAAACUUCCAGCCCGACUGGCCCAUCGACACGGAACGACAUACCGCUCUGCAUUGGGCAUCCGCCAUGGGCGAUGUCGACAUAAUCAAACAAUUAAAGCGCUUCGGCCCCACCCUCUCUGCACAAAACAUCCGGGGGGAGACCCCCUUUAUGCGCGCCGUCAACUUUACCAACUGUUACGAGAGGCAGACCUUCCCCGCCGUGAUGAAGGAGCUGUUUGAGACGGUCGAUGCCAGGGAUUCAUCUGGGUGCACUGUCAUUCACCACGCUGCUGUUAUCAAAGGCGGGCGGGUUACCAGCCAGUCGUGCUCGAGGUACUACUUGGAUAACAUCUUGAACAAGCUUGUCGAGACGCACGAUCCAGCCUUUGUCCAGCACUUGAUCGACGCACAAGAUCACGAAGGCAACACGGCCAUACACCAUGCCGCUAUGCGCAACGCGACUAAGUGCAUCCGGGCGCUCCUCGGGCGUGGCGCGUCCACGCAUAUCUCAAAUACUGAAGGCGUGCGGGUGGAAGAUCUCAUACGCGAUCUCAACGCCAACAAGAAAUCCCGCGCCGCACCCCAACGAUCCUCGUCACCAUUCGCGCCCGACUCCCAGAUGCGCACCCCCUUCCGAGACGCGUUGGGAGAGGUACAGGGCCGCCUCUCCGUGACGCACCAGUCGGACGCCGCCAAGGCGAUACAAGCGCGCAUCACGCCCUUGAUAACGGACAAGUUCCAGGAGCUCGCGCAGAGGUACGACGAGGAGCUCAAGGACAAGGAGGACGCGGAGAAGGAGGCGCAAAGGAUAUUACAAAACACGCAGGCCGAGCUGGCCGCGGUGCAGGCGCAGAUCGCGGCGCUCGAGGCGCAGCUCGAGCCGGACGCCAUGGCCGCGCAGGUCGAGAACGAGGCGGCCGUCGUGCGGAAGCAGGUCCUGGCCCUUGUCACGCACCAGAACCGGCUCGCGGUGCAGCGCGCUGUCGACACGGAGCUCUCCAUGACGAACGGCGCGGGCGGCAACGCCAACGGCGCCGGGUCCGGCGGCGGCGGCGACGAGAGCUACGAGGAGCGGGUCCGGCUCGCCAAGGAGCUGCGGAAGCUACUGGCCGACCAGCGCGAGGCCGAGGCCGACUACGUCGACGCCCUGAGCGCCGUCGGCACUGGCGAGAACAUUGAGCGGUACCGCCGCCUGCUCAAGAGCUGCCUGGGCCCCGAGGCCGAGAACCUCGACGAUAACCUCGACGACAUGAUCGCCAUGAUGGAGGAGGAGGCGUCAGACGUCGUGGCGCGCAACGGCGGCGGCGGCGGCGGCGGCCUCGACGCCGACGGCAUGGACCUAGCCGCCUAG
Thyridium curvatum is the source of this 2037-nucleotide messenger RNA. RefSeq lists its product as uncharacterized. Lineage: Eukaryota; Fungi; Ascomycota; Sordariomycetes; Thyridiales; Thyridiaceae. Gene Ontology annotation, cellular component: MBF transcription complex; SBF transcription complex. The coding region runs from base 1 to 2037 and encodes 678 amino acids. Gene Ontology annotation, molecular function: transcription regulator activity; DNA binding; protein binding. The record is from RefSeq and is a predicted model, not a curated record. The transcript has 4 exons.